AUGGAUCCAUCGCUUUUACCAGAUGUAGACAACAAUCAGACCUUUGCAGAAGAGCCUUUUGAUUUGGACAGCUUUAGUAUCACCAUGGCUCUGCUGUACUUCAUCGUGUGCACUCUUGGCCUCGCUGGCAACUCUCUCGUCAUUGUUGUGAUUUUGAAAUUGGACAAGAUGUCAUCUUCCACCACAGUCUACAUUAUGAACUUGGCAUUAGCAGAUGGGCUGUUCAUGGUGGGUCUUCCCUUCAUUGCAAGCCAGAGCUUCCUAAACCACUGGAUGUUUGGUGACACAGUGUGUAAAUUUGUGAUGGUGCUGGACGGCAUCAACCAGUUCACCAGCGUCUUUUGCCUGACGAUGAUGAGCAUUGACCGUUACAUGGCUCUAGCUGAUCCGCUUCGAUUUGCCAGAUGGAGGAUGCCACACCGUGCCAAGAUCAUUUCAGCAUUCCUGUGGCUUUGCUCACUCAUAACAAUCCUUCCCAUGGCACUUCACUUCUCUGCUGAACAGGGCCUCUGUAUACCAGAUGUCAGCUCAGAUGCCUGGUGGCUUGGUGUCUUGUCUUACACCUUCAUCAUGGGGUUUGCGUUGCCAUUCGUGGUCAUGACAGCAACCUACGCUGCACUGUUGCUGACACUGAGGUCCAAGCAGCUCAGAUCAGCUGCACCACACAAAGAGAGUCCCCGGCUGGAGCAGCAGGUCACCAAAAUGGUAGUUGCAGUGGUGGUAGUGUUUGGCAUGUGCUGGCUGCCAUUCUACACCCUAAACUUCUGCUCUCUGUAUGAAAGCGGACCGGUCCUCACCUUCACCAGAGCUUUUGAGUUUGCAGUCUUACUGUCAUAUUCAUGGAGCUGUGCAAACCCCAUCCUGUACGCCUGCCUCUCUGACACCUUUAAAGGGUACUUCCGCACACUUCUUUGCCCAGCCACUAAGUUAUCGCCAAGCUUGCAUUACAGCACUGGAAGAUAUGACUUAAAUGACACAGAUGUGCUGGACGUGACAGUUUUGGCAUAA
Molecule: messenger RNA, 1008 nt
Organism: Xyrichtys novacula (pearly razorfish)
Lineage: Eukaryota; Metazoa; Chordata; Actinopteri; Labriformes; Labridae
Source: the annotation of a GenBank genome assembly